GGGGGAGGCCAAAGAUGGCGGCCGUAGUGCGGAUCCAAAGCGACUGGGCUCAGGUCCUGAGAAGGAACGAGGCUGAGGUCUGGCUGAGCUGUCACUCCCCAGGGAAACCCACUUUGUAUGGCACCUUGACUUGCCAGGGCCUGGGACCGGAUGGGGUGCCGGAGGUCACCGCCUCGGAAGGAUUUGUCGUGAGCGAAGUCGCUAAGAAAAGCAUACAUAUUUCAUGUCCAGAGGAAAAUGCAUCAUCCAGAUUCUUGGCCCCACAGGCCACCUUUCCCAGGAUUCACACGCAGAGUGUUACGUGUCUGGACGUCUCCAGCGGGGGUGGGCUGGGCGUGAGCGCCAGCACGGACGGGACCAUGAAGAUCUGGCAGGCGGCCAAUGGAGAGAUCAGAAGACUGUUGGAAGGCCAUGUGCUUGAUGUGAAUUGUUGCAGGUUUUUCCCAUCAGGCCUUGUGGUUCUGAGUGGUGGGAUGGACGCCCAGCUGAAGGUCUGGUCAGUAGAAGAUGCCAAAUGUGCAGUCACCUUCAAAGGUCACAAAGGAGGGAUCCUGGACACAGCCAUCGUGGAGCGCGGUCGCAACGUGGUUUCCGGUUCUCGGGACGGCACGGCCCGGCUGUGGGACUGCGGGCGAUCGGCUAGCUUGGGCGUCUUGGCCGCCUGCGGGACCCCUGUCAACGGCGUGGCCGUGGGGCCCGCCGACAACUCGCUGAACCUCGGCACCCCCGAGAGGAUUCCCAGCGAGCGAGAGGUCGGGACGGAGGCGAAGCUGCUGCUUCUCGCCCGUGAGGACCGCAAGCUGCAAGCAGUUGGAUUGCAGAGCAGGCAGCCGGUCUUCCUCUUCGAGGGGUCCGACGCUUUCAACUGCUGCGCUUUCCUCUCCUCCGUCUACGUCCUGGCUGGCACCCAGGACGGGAACGUCUACCAGCUGGAUGUGAGGAAUACCAGGACCCCCAUCCAGGUGGUCCGCCGAUCCGGGGCCCCGGUGCACUCGCUGCUGCCGUACAGAGAUGGCUUCGUCACCAGCCACGGCGACGGGAGCUGCUUCGUCACCCUGCAGGACCUGGACCACCUCAUCGAGCUGACCGGUGUGGACUGCGACCCCGUCUACCAGGUGGCCGCGUGGGAGAAGCAGAUCUACACCUGCUGUCGCGACGGGCUGGUGCGCCGGUAUCAGCUCUCCGACCUCUGAUGGUUGCCGUGCUGCAACCUCCUUGGGCCCAGAUGCCGCGACCCCCGCAACCCCCGCACCCCGACCCUGCGGGACCCUGGGCCGCUGCAGCUCCGGCU
Tachyglossus aculeatus (Australian echidna) is the source of this 1291-nucleotide messenger RNA. RefSeq names its product proteasomal ATPase associated factor 1 (gene PAAF1). Lineage: Eukaryota; Metazoa; Chordata; Mammalia; Monotremata; Tachyglossidae. Gene Ontology annotation, molecular function: protein binding. The coding region runs from base 15 to 1193 and encodes 392 amino acids. The record is from RefSeq and is a predicted model, not a curated record. The transcript is spliced from 12 exons.